Naegleria lovaniensis is the source of this 2085-nucleotide messenger RNA. RefSeq lists its product as uncharacterized. Lineage: Eukaryota; Heterolobosea; Eutetramitea; Acrasida; Naegleriidae. The transcript has a single exon. The coding region runs from base 1 to 2085 and encodes 694 amino acids. The record is from RefSeq and is a predicted model, not a curated record.
AUGCCUUCAUCCCGAUCGUCUUCUCUCCAACCUGUUCCCUCCUCAGCAUCAUCACUAGGCUCUUCUUCUUCAUUGUUGCAUCCACAUGGCAUUCAUCACGAUGAUUCUGCUUCAACAAAAACAGAUCAAGAUGACGACAAUGCAAGUGGACUUGGUUUGGAAGCUCUCCAGCCACAAUCAUCUUCAUCAUCGCGACAUUUACAACGAAAGAAGGGAAUCUUGUCGAGAAAAGGGGAUAAAAGUGGACCAUUGAUAAGCUUGAUGAGUGAGAACCCUAAUCCGAAACAAUUGAUUCAAUCCAUGUUGCAAAUGUUAACCAUGUGGUUUGUAAAACCAACCUCAAAUAAUUCGGGCGACGAAAUCAUCAAUAUGAAUGAAGUUAUCUUGUCUCUAAUGAACAUUUUGAAUGUUGGAUUUUUGGAGUUGAUGUAUGCAGUAGAGAGUGCCAACGAGCAAAAGGAUGAAUUUAGGCCGUAUGACGAGGAUGAAUUUGUUUCAAAAUUCUGUGAAGGAAGUGUUUAUUCAUUUAUUGAAAAUUUGAGAGAUCACACAAGCGAAAAGGCUAAACGAUUGAUUUUUCACUUACAAACCAAACAACUCAAUCAACUUCGAAAGCAAGACACCUUUUCAUCGUGUCGAUUACUCAAGUUGAGAGCAGACUAUGUACACAACGUUGUAAAGAUUUUCGAAUUUGGAACACUCAUGUACUAUAUUGGAGAGCUCAAAUGUAUGAAAUCAGCUUUCGAUUAUACAUUAUAUUAUUUUAGGAAUAGUUCGUUGUGCUUGGACCCAAAUUUUAGAGAAAUUUUACUUGCAAUUUUGGAUACACUUAUUUUGCAAAAUUUCAAUGCUGUUUUAGAUGCUGCCCGAGAGGUAGAUCCUUCUGUGCUUGCCAACUCCAACAGCAAGCAACCAGUCGAAGAGAAUAGCGUUGAGGAUGAUGUUUUAGAGGAAUUUUUUUUGCUUAAAAAGAAUCAGUCUUUGGCAUGCAUUAAGAGAUUGGAGAUUGCAAACAAAAUGAAUCAUUCAGUAAUUUCCCCAGAGUUAAUAGAGAAUAUGCUCACACGAAUUCAAGAAGAUUUUGAAUGUAUUGAGGACAUUUUAUUUAUUUUUGAAGAAAAUAGCGACAAGUUGAUUCAAGAUGAAUCUGAGGUGCUGUUAAAUCUCAAAAACACCAUUCUAUCAAGAUGGAAAGACUCAUGGGAACACAAAUUAGAUGCAUCAUACAUACUCGAUGCACAUACUGCCCUUCCAACUUUAUUGAACACAGCUAUUCCAGCAAGUGCUAGCACUCACAGCACUACUAACAUUCCAACCAGCAAUUUAGUCAAAUACAACGAAUGGCUUGGAAUCUUUCCCGAGUGUGACAUUUUUGACAAUUUGCGAAAACAAAAAGAUACUGCCAAACAAUCCAUUGUCUCUCUUCAACACUUAACAAGUGAACUUGAGAACGAUAUUGAAGAAGGCUGGAUGAAAGACACGGCUACAGAUCCUGUCCACGUUCUCACCUCCAUGCAACGAUCUAUUGAAGCUUUACAUUGUCACUUACAGAGCUCUCGAAAGGAUGCUCUCACAGCUAUUCUACAAAAAGAAGAGGCCUACAAGGAAAAUAUCAAAAUUGCUCGCAUUCGAAGGCAAGCAAGUAACACCAAUAGUAGCAGCAACACUACUAGUUCCACUCAUAAUGCAUCCACAGACAAUGCCACCGCCUCCAGUAGCUCUGUCACCAGUAAUGUCGCUGCGACCACUUCCUCGACCACGAGGUCGUCACCAACCACACCUCCUCCUGUUAAUCCAUCCUCCUCCGCACUCAUUCCGCCACCACUCAUUCCACCUACUGCUGGUGCAUUGAAUCCAUUCUCCAAUUUGAUUCCAAAUGUGCCCCUUAAUCCCCUGAUUCCUAAUCCAAGUAUGAAUCCUGGAGUUGCAUCUUAUAUGGCAUCAAAUAUGCAUCGUUUUCAACUCAAUCCACAACUAGCAGCCCAACAGGCACUCAAUUCCUUAAAAAGAAAAGACCCUCCUACCAACGCUACGACACCUCCUAAAAGCAGCAUCAGUGAUGCCAAUAAACGACCAAAGCAAUAG